This is a messenger RNA of Linum trigynum, 4901 nucleotides long. The record is from the annotation of a GenBank genome assembly. NCBI's taxonomy places the organism in Eukaryota, Viridiplantae, Streptophyta, Magnoliopsida, Malpighiales, Linaceae.
GUGUACACAACGUAGACACAUUGAUUUUAAAAAGGGAGCUUGUCGUCGUUCUAUAGAGAUGGAUCUAGCAAUAAUUUGUUGCCCUACUGCACUUCUUUUUUCCCCAUGGCAUAGCCUUGCGGAAUUUUUAACAUCUAAAUCCCAUGCAAAUUUCGACGUGGUUAGUGUUCAUUUGUCGUCGAUUCAUGUCUCGUGCUAUAUAUAUGUGUCUCUUUGUAAGUUUGUGUUUGGGGAAGGAACUCGAUUCUUCUUUUGGAGCACAUGGGGAUCGGGUUUGGAGGGGAGCAUAUCGAUCCAAAUAAUGCAUUGGUUACUAGUGGUGUUGGUUCAAUAGAGACUAGAUGUGAGCCUCCAUGAAUUUAUAAGGUUACAUAUAUGUAUACGUAGAGCCUAGAGGGUCUCAUAUAUAGUAGUAUUGUAAUAAUUGACAUCGCGGUUUUCGUGUAUUAUAAUACUUGUACUUUUGAAAUUCUACAAACAGGUGGUCAUGACGAAUGACGAAUUUCAAGUCGAUGUCUAAUGUUCGUCGUAUGUUUAAUAGUAAAACUAAAUAUGUAUUUGAAACUCACCUAAUGUAGUUGGUCGGUAUCCAAAAAAAUUUAAUGUCUCCUUCGUAUCAAAAUAAAUGAUUUCAUUUCCUCAACUACCAAUCCGACACUAAACGGAAUUAAAUGGAACUCUAUGAACUGGAACGUAAUUUUCAUAUUCUUUAAGCAACAACAAAGCUUUAUUCGAUCAACUUCGUAUCUCAAUCCAACCCAACAAAAGUCGGUGAGAAAAUUGAUGCACCAAUUCCGAUCUUUUGCAUAUGAAUUUUCUCACUAUAUUUUACGUGGAGUUUUGCCACUAAUAACACAAAAAUUACAACCAAGGUGGACCUCGAAUUCAUGUUUUCAAGGAAUGAGAGUUCGGUUUAAUUAAUAGUACCACAACUGCUUCUAAACCAGAAGAUUUCAUAUUCGAAAUUUCCCUUUUCUUUCCAUAUUCCUUCAGCAACAUGUAAAAAUGACAACAUUUUGAAAGUUACUGUCAAGAACCAAUUUGUCCCAAUAACUCGAGUUGUUGGGAGAGGUUCAAUAGUGGAUCAUAUACCACAACACUAACACGCCCCCUCAAACGAAAGCCACUCACAAGGGCUUGAAGUUUGCACAGGUCUGAAGACAAGAAUACCAUGUGCUUAACAAAUGGGAGUCACCGGGAAUCAAACACAAGACCUCUCGGUCACAGAAGGCUCUGAUACCAUGUCAUGAACCAGUUGAUCCCAAUAACUCGAGUUGUUGGGAGAGGUUCAAUAGUGGAUCAUAUACCACAACACUAACACGAGUUAUUGGGAGCAACUGGUUCUUGACAUGGUAUCAGAGCCUUCUGUGACCGAGAGGUCUUGUGUUCGAUUCCUGGUGACCCCCAUUUGUUAAGCACAUGGUAUUUUUGUCUUCAGACCUGUGCAAACUUCAAGCUCUUGUGAGUGGCUUUCGUUUGAGGGGGCGUGUUAAUGUUGUGGUAUAUGAUCCACGAUUGAACCUCUCCCAACAACUCGAAUUAUUGGGAUCAACUGGUUCAUGACAGUUACUACAGGAAAAAACACCAUCACCGAUCUCACUAUACUAAGUCCAAUUGGUCCAAUGAGUCCAUGCCUUUCAGAUUGAGUCAAAAUAAUUUUUUCCUUCUAUUCGUUUUCCUCCUUCAAACUCACAGAACCACCAACAAUAACCUAACUACGCGUGCAAACGUUGUCGGAUUUGGUUUUCCUCUCUUUUGGUGUCGGCCCACGUUCGGACACGUGGUCUUGACUCAAAUCUGCGUCCUCAAAUCCCCCAACUUGGCUUUAAUAGAGUAGAAUUUUGUGGCAACUAGUUUUCAGUCGUAUUAUAUUGUUGUUUAUGAGAAGUGACUUUGGACAGUAGCCAGGGUGUUUAUUCGGGUUCGGUUUUUCGGGUUUACCCAAAACUAACCCGAUUAUAUACUUUUUUCAGUUUUUCGGGUUCGGGUUCGUUUUGGGUUUCGGGGUUUUUGGUUUCGGGUUCGGUUUUGCUUAUCGGUUUUUCGGGUUCCGACUAAAAACCUCCAAUGAAUAGAACUCAGGCCGUAUUCUUAGGCGUUCGGGUUUUUGAGUUUUGGUUUUUCUUUAACCGAACCCGAUAAGAAAUUUUCGGGUUUCGGAUAACCGAAACCCGCAAGUCCUUAUCGAGUUCGGGUACGAUUUCAGUGAUUUUCGGUUUGGGGUUUUCGGAUUUUUUCGAUAUUUCGGUUUAGAUAACCGAACCCCACCCGAACCGACACCUAUAAAUAGUAGUAGAUAUUUGGAAACCCAAAACUUGGUUCAAUUGGAGGAAUUCAACUGAUUUGGACUUGAACAAUCAUAAUCACAACAAUAUUAUAUUUGUAAUUUAAUUAUAAAAACAUUAUAUUCUGUUGAUUCAUCACGUGGAAAAAAGAAGAGAUGGAUGGCACUUGUCUUUGGUGGCUGACAGCCAGUGGCCAGGAUGGAUGGGAGAAAAAAUAAUAUCCACCUGAUGAUCCCCCACCAUUUUCCAUUAUAUUGCAUAUGUUUUUAAAUAUUUUCGCUAAUAAAUUGAUUGAUGAUGGUGUCAAAUUUAAGACCAACACAAAAUUUAUGUGGUAUCCUCAAAGAGUAUCGUUGAGAUUAAUUCAUGGAGAGCAACAAAUUCUUAUAGAGUCAUUCGUAUUACCUGAGGAUUCUUAUCGUACAAAAUUAGCUAUCACAACCAUAUAUUCCCUAGCAGCACAACCCUAUCUCACAUAGUUAUAAAUAAUUAACACAGAAUUAAUGACUAAUUACAACUAACUACAUAUUACUUGUAACAUAUCACGGGACUCAACUAAAAAUGAUCAUCCAAAAGUCCUCACUCCUCACUCAUAUGUAUCGUGUACGUCAGUGACCGUACCUCAUGUUUUAAUCCCCUUGUAUUUUGUAACUUUAUAUUCUUCUCAUACCAGCGAAUCCAGGUUCUCCUCUUCCAUUAGACGUAUCUAACACAUGUUUUCGUCGGUGAACCUAUGAAAGGAGCCUCCAUAUUCGGCUCUUUUCGAAAUGAAGAAGCUAAAAAUUUAGUUUCAAAGAUUUAGAUUCGGGAGGAGACUGAAGUCUUACCAUCUACUCCAAUUUUUUUUUGAAUCUAUUACAAAAAUUUAUAUGUAAAUUCCUCCUACCAAGCAACUAACUAAGCUUAAUUUGUACAACAUUAGCCACACAAGUGACCCUAGUAGUUGAAAUAGUAAGAAAAUUGUGGGUUUCAAAAACCUCAUAACUAAAGGAGGAGAAUAAUUCAGUAGAUUCCAUCAACCAUAUUAAAUAGAGCCACAUAGAAGAGUAAUUACAACAUCAAUAUAUCGUUCUCAUCAUCCCCAAGGGCUCGAAUCUUAACGAACAAACUGACAACCCCAACUGAAAUAAAACUGCCUUAUCAUUGGACAAUAACCUCACCUGAAACUUUCGGUUUAUGCCGGCCCACCACUUUUCCCGAUAUUAAAAUGCCACCUGACAGUGGCCGGCCGGCGGGCCUCUUCCUCAUUUCCCCCCGCACUUAAUGAAGCUGGAAUCUAAUCUAUGGUUCGUCCUUAAUUACUAUGGCUGUGGUUGGUAAACUGGUGCUUGAACAUGAAGGACGUUUGCUUUAUGGCGUUGAGGAUGUUGAUAUAUAUCGUGCCACAUUCAAAUAAUUAUAAGAGGGAAUAAAACCAUUCUCGGAGAUUGUACAUAAAAAGUUUUUUCGUGAUAUUAUAUUCUAUGUUGAAAUUGUGGUUUAACCAUAGUUCAGAUGUCACAUACCGCUAAAAAAACGUCUGUUGAUUUAGAUUUCCGGUAGGUGGUUUCAGGUUGGACCACCCAGUUCGGUACAAUUUUACGAAACUUAUUGUUAUAGAGGUGACAUAGAUUGAUAUUUUUAGUUAAAUCACUCAGGUAUAUAUAUUACGGAAGGAUUUGAACAUGGGACUUCCAGGUUAAACUAGUAAAGUUACCAUUAGAGACAAACCCUUGUUCAGUACGAUUUUACAAAAUGUAGAGAAAUAUAACCAUGGUUCAACAGUUUCAACUGGCCUAUAUAUAUAUAUUUGGACUCCAACAAAUGAUUUUUUUUUUAAAUCGAACCACCGGUACGAGGCAAACACGGAUUAUUCAACAAAAAGACAAAGAAUACUAUCUAUCUGACGGCUAGAUCAUAGAUUACAUGCAUGCAAGCACGCGAGUCCGCAGCCUUUUGCGAUUGAGACCUAUCCUCUAAGUUCAUCCUUAUCUGCGCAACGAUAACAAUGUAAUCAUCAUUGCAAAUCGUAAUCUUCUAAUCAAGAUCUUCCACGAUGACAUCAUGAUUGCAGUAAACCUCCCCAUAUAUAUAUAUGUUUUAUUAUCCUUUUGCACGUAGAUUAGAUAAACGCAUCUGUAUGAUAUUUGUCCAUAUGCCUGCAUUUUCAAAAAUAAUUAAGCAAAAUAGUAUCAUUCAGGUCGGCAGAUAUAGCAUCAUUUCAAGUGAUCCGAACGCCACUAACUGCAUACACAUAGAUUCUCUAAUAACCGAAAAAACGUUUCGAAAAUAUAAACGAAGCCGCGUACAAGAGAGAUCAACGUACGAUUCUUUAUGCGGUUUAGGGUUUAGAGAUUAGAGUUUGCACCGAUCGAGAAUUUAGCGUAAAAUCAAAUGGAAUAACUUCAGCCGAUCCAAGAUCGUUAUCACUGGAAUAUAAUAAUUGAAUAGACGUGUUGACAUUUGUGUCUAACUAGCUAGCCUAAUGUGUUUAUAACUUAUAUAUUGCAUCGCUUUUUUAUCUUCAUCCGGUAUCCAAAUUGGGUGCUGGAUAUUGGGAUUCAUUAUCAGGUUGAUAAAAAGAAAAAAGGCAAGAAGAAGGAGAAAAAAAAAACAAUAUAAAGAGGGUUUGAGAUA